Molecule: messenger RNA, 2758 nt
Organism: Cuscuta europaea
Lineage: Eukaryota; Viridiplantae; Streptophyta; Magnoliopsida; Solanales; Convolvulaceae
Source: the annotation of a GenBank genome assembly
UGAAACCUUCGGUACUUGUAUAUUCACAUUGUUAUUUUUUUUGACCCGGUAUUAAUCCAAAACCCGAGGGUUUUGGGGUGAGGGCCAGGGAACACCUCACCUAUUUAUAGAAAAAGCAAGAAUACAAGUAGUAGGAGGAUCGUGCCAAAGCCUACUAUAAAGAUUACACAACAUACGGAAAACUAAUGGCGUCAAACUUAAGAAUACCAACAAACUGGUUAAAAUGAUGAGUAAUGGUUUUAAUAGAGGCGUAACGAUAAGAAAAGAAAUCAACUGCUCUAUUAAUGCCUGGAGUGAUGUGUUGGAUAGACCAAAUGAUAUCUUGAAGGUUCUUUUUUAUUGUGCGAAUGCGAGACCAAUACUUCCAGUGUUGAAUGGAGUGACCGAUGAUGCCUUUCUAUAUCUCUAUGUUAUCAACCUCAAGAAUAAUGUUAUCAAAAAUAUGAGAGGUAAUAGCAAUAAUCAUAUCAUAGAGAGCAAGAGAGAGGUUAGAGUGCUUAUCAAUCUUGGUAAGAUGGCCAUUGUAGUUGCCAGAUGCAUCACGGAUUAGGGCCCUAGUGCGGAUGAGGUUGGGUUCAAGGAUGCGGGAGGCGAGAUUGAUUUUUUGAUAGGUAGGUGGAGGCUUGCGCCAAUGGUUUGCCACUGGUGGGCGACAAUUUUUUGGUCUUGUGGUAAUGGUGUGAAAAGGGGGGUGGGGGCGGUAAUGAUAAAUGGUUUGGCAACUGAUAGGGAAAAAAUUUCAAUUUUAAUAGCUUUUACCGCCUCAGGUAAAUGGCCAAUUUUGCCUUCGUAAAGAAAGGUAUUCCGAAUUUUCCAAAUAUGCCAAAUUAUAAUGUUCGGGAGAGUUGUGGCAAUAUCCUUGAAAGGGCCGUUAUAAUCAUUGUACCAAAGUUUCAUGUAGUUGACAAUGCUAUCAUUGUGAGGGGGCCGAAAAUCAAGAAUGUUUUCAAAAAAGGCUCAGAUAGCACGAUUAAAACUGCAUCCCAGAAAUUGGAGUGAUUUAGGCUCCAAAAAAGGAAAGUUGGCAAAGUUUUAAGGGACGGAGGGAGUACAUCACAGACCGGGUGUCAUCUUUAAGGGAAUUAACCCAACUAGCCCACAACCCAAUUCCUUUCUCACGUUUCCACCUAAGUUUAAGGAAAAAGGUCUUUUGAAUAUGGUGAAGGCUUCUAAAGCCUAAACCAUUUUCGGUAACGGGAUAACAACAUUUAGACCAUUUACGCCAAAUUCUCCUGUUUUGAUCAUCACCUUUAUCCCACAAAAAUUAGAGAGUUUCCUCUCCAUUUUCUGAAUAACAUUUUUGGGGAUGGGGGAGACAACCAUAUGAUAAAGGGGGAUGGAACCCAAAACAUGUUUAAUUAAAACAAUUCUACCGCCCACCGAAAGCAAUUUAUGUUUCCAGCCAGCGAGUUUAUUAUCAAAUUUGAUCAAUAUGUCAUCAAAAUGUCUAUUUAAAGUUCUUCCCGUGUGAAUAUUAGCGCCCAAAUAAAUAAAGGGAAAAGAACCUUUUUUACGUUGAAAAUCUGAUUGACAAUAUUACAGUUGUGAGUCUUGGCAUGCUUAGAAAUAAGAUAAAAACUCUUGUCCUUGCUAAUAAGUUGCCCUGAGUAAUUCUCAUAAUCAGAAAGAAUCUUGGAAAGACCGUGUAGCAUUUUUUCAGCAUUAGAAAAAACAAUGACGUCAUCAACAAAGGACAAGUGAAUUAUAGUAGGCUAGCCAGGGAGGGUUUUGAAGGCAUUUCCACAAUCAUUUUUGUAAAAAUGAUUUAGGUUUUUGGUUAAAACUUCAGCAACUAUAAUAAACAAAAUAGGGGAAAGGGGGUCACCCUGUUUCACGCCCCGCCAGGCUUGGAAAAAACCUUUAGGUGCUCCGUUAAUCAAGACCAAAAACCAAGUAGCCUUAAGAUUGUUUUGAAUAAGAUUAACAAAAUGAGAAUGAAAACCUAACUUAAUCAAAACAUGAGUGAUAAAUGACCAGGAGAGCCUGUCAAAAGCUUUAACGAUGUCAAAUUUAAAGAUGAGAUUGUGACCACGAGUUUUUUUAUUGAUGUGGUUGACAAGCUCUCUGAGAACAAGGAUACUGUCCGAGAUCUCCUUGCCCUUUUGAAAAGCGGUGUGCUCAUUUGAAAUGAUUUUAGGAAGAAGUAAGGUAAUCCUGUUGGUGAUGAUUUUAGUAAAAAUUUUGUUAAUGAAAUUGCUAAGACUGAUGGGACGAAAUUUUGAAAAUUGAUAGGCAUUGGGUUGCUUAGGGAUAAGAGCAAUAAGAGUGUGACCAAUAACUUUAGGAAUAGGGACCCUACAAAAAAUUCCAUAACAGCAUAAUAAGAUCAUCAACAAUGAUAUCAUAGGUUACCUGAUAAAAUAAGCCAUCAAAACCAUCACUACCUGGAGCACUAGAUUUAUCAAGACUAAAGACAACAUCCUUUACCUCUUUGGAUGUGAUAGGGCACAUCAGGAUUUUAUUAUCAGUGUCAUCAAUGACCUUUUCCAGAUUCUGUAUGUAAGAACUAGGGUCCUGAGCUUCUGUAACAUCAUCAUUAGCAGUAAGAAGGGAGGAGAAAAAAGAUAUGGCAGCUUUAUCAAUGUCAUCCGGAGACUCAAUCCAGGAACCAUCCUCAUUUUGGAUUUUAUUUAUGUUUAGUUUUUUGUGUCUAGCUUUUAAGGAGUGAUGGAAAAAACUAGUAUUUACAUCGCCCUCCGUUAGUCAUUUGAUUUUAGCCUUUUGCCUAUAAAACGUGUUUAUAUAGGCAGAGUACUGG